UCUCUCUCUCUCUUCGAACGGCGGCGGCCGCUCUCUGUGUACGGUUUCUGUUAUGGCGUGGUAGGGACUGUUGUUGGCCUGGAACGGAGCACCGACGGUAGCAGACGAACGAAUCUCGGUUUGAGUCCGGUUUGGUUUUGAUUUCUUCUUCGUCAGUGGAGUUCUGUUUUCAAUUUGGAGAAUUCGUAAAGCCGGAGAAAAAGUAAAAAGAGAUCGCGGGGGUGAAGGCGGAAGAAGAAAGAAGAUGAAUCUGAGGAACGUGGUGAUAGGGAUGCUCUUCAUCACUGUGAUUGCUCCCAUUGCUCUUUACACCGACAGAUUCGCCGCCUUCGCUCCCUCUUCCUCUCGAAUCGAUUUCUUUGAAGACGUCACUUCCUUCACUGUUCCUGCUGAUUCCGGCCGUCUCAACGUGUUGCCUCAGGAAUCGUCCACUGUCUUCAAGGAGCCGAUUGGGGUUGUUUACACCACCAACUCCACCCAAGAAGAGGUGGUGGCGUCUUCUGAUGAUGGGAUUAUUCAAGAUUCAAUUGCAGCAGCAGCAGAUUCGCAAUCUCAAGCUGUGAGAGAGCACAAAUCUAGAGUUUUGUCGGCGACUGAGGAACGAGUGCAAUCUCAAACGGAUGCUGUCAUCAGACGGGUCACUGAUAGUGUCAGUGCUCAGCAGGAAUCGAGGAGUGAUGGCACGGAUGCUGCCUCCAACUCCAUGGACCCAAAAUCCUUGGCUUCCAACAUUGUUACCCAACUUGCAUCUCAAGAUCCGUUUGAGCGAAAACCAGGUGCGAAGCCCUACAAAGCUAGCGGAAAGGAUCACCCGAAAGCUAAAGUGGGUAAACAGACAGAUCAAAAUGCUAUGUCAGAUAUUCGAGUACGUCAACUAAGAGACCAGCUGAUUAGGGCAAAGGUAUACCUGUCACUUCCUGCAACAAAGAAUAAUCAACACUAUACGAGAGAGCUCAGAUUGCGGAUCAAGGAAGUUGCACGUGUCCUUGGCGAAGCAACUAGAGACUCAGAGCUGCCCAAGAAUGCCAAUGAGAAGUUGAGGGCAAUGGAACAGUCCCUAACAAAAGGCAAGCAGAUACAAGAUGACUGUGCUAUGUGGGUGAAAAAGCUUCGUGCUAUGCUGCAUUCCACGGAGGAGCAGCUCCGUGUGCAUAAAAAGCAGACCAUGUUCUUGACUCAAUUAACUGCCAAAACCCUCCCCAAGGGUCUUCACUGUCUUCCUUUGCGCCUGACAACCGAGUAUUAUUUGUUGAAUACUUCUCAGCAACAGUUUCCAAAUCUGGAGAAAUUGGAAGAUCCUCUGCUAUAUCAUUAUGCUUUAUUCUCAGAUAAUGUUUUAGCAGCUGCAGUUGUGCUGAACUCUACUAUUACACAUGCUAAGGAGCCUUCAAAGCAUGUUUUCCACAUUGUUACGGAUAGGCUCAAUUAUGCAGCAAUGAGGAUGUGGUUUCUAGUGAAUCCACCCGGCAAGGCAACUGUUCAAGUUCAGAAUAUCGAGGAGUUCACAUGGUUAAAUGCAAGUUACAGUCCUGUUCUGAAGCAGUUGGGAUCUCCAUCUAUGAUAGAUUACUACUUUAGGUCACAUCGUACUAGUUCGGAUUCAAAUUUGAAGUAUCGGAAUCCAAAGUACUUGUCCAUUUUGAACCAUCUCCGGUUUUACCUGCCAGAGAUAUUCCCAAAGUUAAACAAGGUGCUGUUUGUUGAUGAUGAUAUAGUAGUACAGAAGGAUCUCGCUGCCCUUUGGUUCCUUGAUUUGAAAGGUAAUGUGAAUGGUGCAGUGGAGACUUGUGGAGAGAGCUUCCAUCGUUUUGAUCGGUAUCUCAACUUCUCCAAUCCUCUGAUCUCUAAGACUUUUGAUCCGCAUGCCUGUGGAUGGGCAUACGGGAUGAAUAUCUUUGAUUUGGAUCAGUGGAGAAGGCAAAACAUCACUGAAGUGUAUCACAAGUGGCAGAAGCUGAAUCACGACAGAACGUUGUGGAAGUUGGGAACACUGCCGCCAGGUUUGAUUACGUUCUGGAAACAAACCUACUCAUUGGAGCGAUCAUGGCAUGUGCUGGGGCUGGGGUACAACCCAAGCGUGAACCAGAAGGAGAUAGAGAGGGCAGCAGUGAUACACUACAAUGGUAACAUGAAGCCAUGGCUGGAGAUAGGAUUGCCCAAGUACAGGGGGUAUUGGGCCAAGUAUGUGGACUACGAGCACCCGUAUUUGAGGGAGUGCAACAUCAACCCUUGAACACAGAUAGGCAAGGCGCUAAAAUGGUUUGGUCUGUAGGGAGGAGGAGUUGAGAGAGUGAGUAGCACCUAUUCUUUGUCUUGUACGCAGUUUGUGUGUAUUCCUUACCUUUUUCUUGUUCUUUGGAGGGUAUAUGUUUUAAUUUUUGGUUUCCCACUCCUUAUCAUUUUCUAAGUAGAUUGAGCACACAGCAGAGAGCACGCAAUGUAAAAAGUGUGAUGAAAUUUUUUGGAGUAGGAUGGGGAAAGAGUAUUAGUAGAUUGGGUAUUUUGUAAAUUGGAAGAAGAUUUAUGGUUGGUUGGGAAGAAAGGAAAGGUUUCUUCCUUUCACGAAUUACCUUGUCUAGGCCACGUUACAAGCUUUUUUUAUGCUAAUAUGCGUUCCUAUAUACAUUAUGAAUUUUACCUCGAGUUAGGUUACUAUGAA
Linum tenue is the source of this 2659-nucleotide messenger RNA. NCBI's taxonomy places the organism in Eukaryota, Viridiplantae, Streptophyta, Magnoliopsida, Malpighiales, Linaceae. The record is from the annotation of a GenBank genome assembly.